Messenger RNA from Amphiprion ocellaris (clown anemonefish), 951 nucleotides. It is a transcript of the gene ift27, whose product is annotated as intraflagellar transport 27 homolog (Chlamydomonas). NCBI's taxonomy places the organism in Eukaryota, Metazoa, Chordata, Actinopteri, Pomacentridae. Gene Ontology annotation, cellular component: Golgi apparatus. The transcript has 7 exons. The record is from RefSeq and is a predicted model, not a curated record. The coding region runs from base 137 to 703 and encodes 188 amino acids. Gene Ontology annotation, molecular function: GTP binding; GTPase activity.
AGUUGUGUCCAUGUUGCUGAGGCACAAGGAAGAACAUUUAGACGCAUAGAUAGCUUAAAACAGCAGCACAGUUUAUUUUAGCGUCAACAGUGAAACGGGAGAGUUUACUAAGGGCGUGUGGAAGUUGUACGUUUUCAUGGUAAAGCUGAGGGCGAGGUGUCUGCUUGUCGGAGAUGCUGCAGUGGGGAAAAGUGCCCUUUCUCAUAUAUUCUACAGUGAUGGCACACUCUUCCAGAAGAACUACAGUAUGACAACAGGAGUGGAACUGCUAAUGAAAUGUGUCAACAUCCCAGAGACGAAGGACAGUGUGGAGCUCUACAUCAUAGACUCUGCAGGGAAGGAGACAUUAGUGGAAGCCUGUGAGAAAAUGUGGGGUGAACCCUCACUGCUGUGCCUGGUUUUUGACCUGACCAGUGAGCAGUCUUUUGCCAACUGCAGCUGCUGGAUGGAGAGAGUCCGUGCCCACUGCCAGGGUCUCCAAAUUCCAGGUGUCUUGGUGGGCAACAAGUCAGACCUGUCUGCUAGAAGGGAGGUACAGGCAUCUGUGGCCAAAGAAUGGGCCCAGAGCCAGGGAUUGGAGUACCAUGAGACAUCGGCUAAGGAGAUGGAAAACUGUGACGCACCUCUUCUCAGUUUAGCCCGGGCCUUCCACUCUCUCUACCAAGAGCGCCGUGAAACCAUCCAAAACCUUAAUCCAGGCUAGACCCCUCCCAGUCACUCUCACACACACACAAACCUUGAAUUUUCACCAAUAGGACAUCAGGCAAAGAUUUCUAUUCAGAGAAUUUUUAGACUGAUGGCUGUCAAAGCUUUAAAUAGAUAUUACAUGUAAAAGAAAAAAAAAUAAUUCUUUUGUACCACCCAAACUGCAGAACAAGUCUAAAAAUUACAUGUUUGGAAUAAUAUUUUUAUAUAACUGCAAAUAAAGUUGUCUUUCUGGCAUAAUCAGCA